GUCAACGUCAACUAAAGUACACUUACAUGGUGCAUCGGCUCUGCUUCGAUUCUGUGAUUACUAAACUAAUGAAGCAAACAGUUACUGGGAUUGGAAUGGCUAGACUGAAGUCUUUUUGGCCAAGAAAUAUUUUACCUGUUCAGCUCUGAGCUGGUUAGGUACACAAGCGCCCCGAAUCUGCACUGCCCGUCAUCUGGGAAACUCGAGGUUAUCUCCCCAGAUCAGGCUCGAGUUCCUUUGUCUCCGGCUUCUCGACAACCACGGUGCUCAGGGAAACCUCUUGUCUUGUCUCCUUACAGGUAGCAUGGCCCAUGUACAGCAUGCUGACCCAGAUGCCACCGUCUGGCAGCCCUACCAAUACUCCCCUCUUCCCGAUGGGAGCAUCCGCCUGCUCGUUUUAGCUCCUUCUGAGGAUCCCGAAGUCCCCAUAUGCUGCCGUCUCGUUGAGUACAGCCUACGAGGGCCGAACGAGAGGCCUGAUCUCUUUGAAGCACUCUCAUAUGUUUGGGGCGGAUCAAACAAACCCUGCUCCAUCUCAGUUGGAUCCGGAUUCAGCCUGGCGAUUACGGCGAGCUUACACGCAGCGCUGCUUCGCCUUCGGGGCCGCACUUUCGAGAGAGUCAUGUGGAUUGAUGCCGUCUGCAUCAACCAGGGAGACUUGAUUGAGAGAGCCGCUCAGGUCCGGUUGAUGGCAGAGGUCUAUUGCCGGGCCUGCCGUGUCAUCAUCUGGCUUGGCGAAGCCGAAGGCGGUGGCAGCGACCAAGCCCUGAGCGUGAUACGAGCGGCGGCUACAAGUGAAGAGAAUACCAGAUGCUUGGACAACAGAACUAGUAGCACGCAGGCGAUUCUCACGCUGCUCCAACGGCCGUGGUUUCAACGCAUAUGGGUUCUCCAGGAAGCCGCGGCGGCCCGGCAGAUUGUGGUCAGGUACGGGGCUGACGAGCUCGAUGGAUACGCCUUCUAUCUUGGGCUGCGAUCCUUACAGCAAACUAGUGGCGACGAUUUGGCGCGACUCUUGAAUCUGGUACGGCCAGCCACCUAUCUCAUGAGCGGCUCCAUAUUCCGGCCGCGGUCAUACAACAUUCGUCCUUCGGGCGAAGCGUCCCUGGACAUAAGGACACUCGGCGAGUUGAUCGACAUGUAUCAUGCUCACCAAGCCACAGACCGCCGGGACAAAGUUUUCGCGCUGCUUGGCAUGAGCUCCGAUGGUACAAGUACCCUUGACGAGGCUGGUCUGUCGCCCGAUUAUACCCUUUCCUGGGGGGAAGUCAUGCGUCGCGUCGUCAAGUAUAUCCUCGGUAAUCAUGUCAAGAUUGACACAUGGGAUGACGAAGAAAUGGCGGUGAUCAGGGGCAAGGGAUACAUUAUCGGCCGUAUUUCUUCUGUGGAAAAUGCCAUUCAUUCCAACGCGGGCCAGACUGUCGACUUCGUGCCGAUACACGGCGUCGCGAGCCGUUAUACUCUCCACGCCCUGGCAAAGCCCCUUCAGCGAGGGGAUCUUGUCUGCCAGCUUCAGGGUGUCUUGAGGCCGGUAGUCAUCCGAUGGUGCAAGGGUUAUUUCUGCGUCAUCAUGAUCGCAGGUCCUUCACUCACGGGAGAUGUAAACAUAGCUGGAAAUGAUAUUGCGCAACUAGGCCUGCAGACUGACUUUUGGCUCCUGUGGGACUGGCGACGGUUUGGAACAGACUGUGGAGCGCCUGAUCAGGAACAAUUUCCUCUACUUACAACGAGCCGGGUGGCUGGGAGACCGCACAGUGCCAUAGCGGACGUGCUGCACAAGAUAUCGAGGAAAUGGGAUACGGGAUUGACGUGGGAGAAUAUCUGGGGGUCCCAGACAGCGACUUCCAUGUUUCAAGAAGCCGUGGAGGAAUACGAACAGGCUUUUGGGCAUGGAGGCCAAUAUGGCCAGCCCGGAGGGGAGGAAUUCAACGAGGGGCAAAAGUGGGCGCACGAGGCCGCAAAGUCGAUCAGAAUGUUGGCGCACGCAAUGGUACAACGGUUAUCCGAUUCCACCGAUCAGAGAGCGCUACCAGGCGACGAGAUAUGCGUUGAGGAGACGAUAACAACGACUGGCGCAGACUUACUGAGCGCCGUGGCGUGGAUGAAGGAGGAGGUUUCCGAGAUCAUGACGCCUGGAAAAACUGCAGAAAAUAUGUUGAAGCAGGCAAUUCACAUGAGGAUGCAAGCAAAGGGGCCGAAUCACCCGGACGUUCUGAAAACAAAGGAAAAGCUCGCAAUGAAAUGCUGGAGUAUUUGGCCAGAAGGCAAAGCGAAAGAAUUACUUGAGGAAAUAAGGGGGGUGAGAACACUUUUACAGGGGAGCGAACAUCCAGAUCUACUCUCAACCAUGGAGAGAACCGCCGAAAUAGGGCCAUACAAAGGGUGGGGGAACUCUUGUGCGCAAUUCAACGAAAUGAUAGAGGCGAGGACGCGGCUACACGGCGCUAGGCGCCCCGACACACUGACCAGCAAAGAGAAACUAGCUUACUGGAAAGUAUAUCAGGCGAUCCAGCAGGGCUGGCACUCGUUCAUCGAGACGGUGGACUUGUUCAAGCAGGCAAUAGAAGAGAGAAUGCGCGUCCAAGGGGCCAGCCACCCUGACGUGGCUAGAAUCGUCGGCCUGUUCGAGCGAAUGGUCAGAUGGAAUCUCCUUCCAAGACUUCACGUCAAAGAACUGAGAGAUAUUGAAGUUUUGGCAGGCUGGAUGACAUACUACGCUAUACUUGCGGGGCAGGAGAAAAUCUCGCAAGCAUCUUUGGCCAUGGUCGCAAGAUACGAGAGUUCCGAUAGGGUGAGGCGACUGCUUGAGUAUGAAGGGAAGGAGUUGCGCAUCACAGAACCUAUUGUUGAAGCAGCGGCGGGGAAUCAAGUCCAUGGCGUGAAGGUUAUGAAACUCCUGCUGGAUAUUCGAGGGGACGAGAUUCCAGUUACGGAGAAUCUCUUGAAAGUCGUGGCGUUGAAUAGUAAUCCGAGUCAUUGCGCAGAGAUUGCAAGGCUCCUGGUUGAGAGAAUGGGGAGCAAGAUUCGGGAGCUGAUUACAGACGAGGUACUAAUGACCGCAACGCGGAAUAAAUGGGUACGAGAUUCCCUCAGCGGCGUAGAGUCACCAUUCGAGGUCUUUCUAAACCUGAAAGGGAAGACGAGGAUCACAACGGACGUGGUUCGGGCGGCGAGAGAGAGCAGACACGAAUGGCGAUUGAUGGAAUAUCUCAAGGGGCAAAGAGGCCGUGGGGUUCUGACUAUGGACGAAUUGGCACACCAGAUGAUUUCACGAUAUCCUCAAGUACCUUACUACAUAUAAUUCAUUGAUGGCGUUGCCUCAGUUCUACUAGUAUAUAGUAGUUGUCGUCCCUUA
Messenger RNA from Canariomyces notabilis, 3355 nucleotides. RefSeq names its product HET-domain-containing protein. The transcript has 2 exons. NCBI's taxonomy places the organism in Eukaryota, Fungi, Ascomycota, Sordariomycetes, Sordariales, Chaetomiaceae. Bases 305 to 3301 code for a protein of 998 amino acids. Gene Ontology annotation, molecular function: protein binding. The record is from RefSeq and is a predicted model, not a curated record.